Molecule: messenger RNA, 2218 nt
Organism: Onychostoma macrolepis
Lineage: Eukaryota; Metazoa; Chordata; Actinopteri; Cypriniformes; Cyprinidae
Exons: 2
Coding region: 102-1124 (340 amino acids)
Molecular function (GO): monoatomic cation channel activity
Source: RefSeq, a predicted model, not a curated record
GACAGUAGAGGGGAACGUUCUAUCGGAGUAUGUUUUAACGACUGUGUACAAACCUUUAAUGUGCCACUACAAAUCUGUCUGAGCUGCAAGGAUCUGCCAACAUGGUGCACGAACAUCCAAUCUUUGAGUCCACUCUGCUGAAUAAGCUGACGUCUGGCAGUGCAUUUGCAAUUGCUUUUAUAUUUCUUGUUUUUCAGUACACUUUCAAACUGGACUUUCAGUGCCCAUGCAAUGAUUUUUACCGGUGGUUCUGCGGAAUAUAUAUUGGUCUUCCAUUUUUCGGACUUUUUUUAAUACUGACCUUAACCGCUAAAACAUUUACAAUUAUUUCUGCACUGUGGUGUUCUUGUACACGUGCACUCUGUUCCCAUGAAGACUGCACCUUGAAUGAGAACAAUCCCCGUAGACCCUGCUCCUGUUCAUUCUGCUCUCGUGCACGUUUCUAUCAGGCAUGCGGAAGAUUUUCCUGUAAACAUUUUAUAAGAAACCUAUUUCUUUCUGCGUUAUGGAUCAUAACAAUUUUGAUUGAUGGUGAUGCUGUGGUGUGCUUGUAUCUGACAGAAGAAAACAUCACACGAUCAAACUAUCAAAUUCCUUGCAAAGAAAGCAACAAACUUACUGCUGAAGAAUCUGACAAAAUUAAACAUUAUCAGGCUAUAUCACAGGCAGUCGGGUUGGGAUUGCUUUUUGUUCUACCGCUAUUUUGGCUGUUGUUUUCUACGUGUUGUCAGUUUUGUAUAACAUCCUACUACAAGUCUCUAUUUGAAGACAUGUAUGAAGAGGAGACAAUAAGAUCUAUGGAGGAGGGAAUGCAAGAGAUAGUAAAAACAGAGAGUAAAAAAAAAAUUAUUACAAUUUUAAAUGUACUCACAACUAAUACUGUGGACUGGAAAAACUUGUCUAACCAAUUGAUUGACUUAAUCAUGAAAAGAAAUCUGAAUCAGAACCUUCCACAGCAAGACCAGGACCCUCCUCUGCAAGACCAGGACCCUCUUCUGCAAGACCCUCCAAUACCCUCCUCUGCAAGACCCUCCAGGACCCUCCUCUGCAAGACCCUCCAGGACCCUCCUCUGCAAGACCAGGACCCUCUUCUGCAAGACCAGGACCCUCCUCUGCCAGUGUGACAGAAAAGGCAAUAAAAAUGAAAAGUGCUAGUAAUACAAAGUUUCAGACAUCGUUCAGAAUAGUACAAAGUAAACCAUGGAGAAAAGUGAAAACAUUAAUGAAAAGUGAAAGCACAUAUUAGGAAGAUUAUUAUUAUUAUUUUUUUUUCUAUAGAAUGGAGUUUAGUGCUCAUGGAAGAUAUGAAUUUUGAUAUUGUUAGCUAUUUGGCAUUAAGUUACAUGUAACAGAAUUACAUAAUAAAUGUAAUUGUAAUCUGUUACUGAGAAAAAAUAUAUAAUUCAAUUACAGCUACUAAUGAAAAUGUUAACAAUUACAAAGGGGGUUACAUCUGAAUUUACACACACACACACACACACACACACACACUCACACUCACACACACACACACACACACACACAGACACAGAGUGAUAUUUAAUGUAUUUAUUUCAUAAAUUGCAGUGACUGCUCUAAAAUAUGAGACACCAAUGUUUCAGGAGUCUGGGACACAGAAUAGGACACGUUUCUUUGAUAAUCAUUAGUUAUCAUUAUUGCAAUAUAGUUCAAACACAUAAUUUAUCGAGUUUUGAUAAUAUUAAAUAUUUGGUUGAUGCUUGCUUGAUUUUUAAUAUUUUAAAUGGUUAUGCACUUCCCCACUAUGUCAGUUUAUAAUGCAGAAAGAUAAUAAUGGCAGAUUAACAAGAGCAACUACUAGAGGAGACUGUGCUGUACAGUUCAUUUGGAUGGUCAGUCUUUUCAAUUAGAGCCAUCAAUUAUGGGAAUACUCUACCAACUGAAUUAAUGAGUAGUACAAAUUAUUCAACAUUUAAAUAUAAAUUAAAGAAAUUGUUAGUCAAAAAGAAAUUGUUAGUUAGAAAAAGUAAGUCACAUUUGUAAUCGUGUGUAAUUCUUUUCUCUCUCUCUAUUCAUGAUACUGCCAUUAUUAUCCUUAGUGUUAUUGUAUGUAAUUGUAAUUGUAAAUGUUAUUGUGUGUGUAUGUGUGAUAAUUUACUGUAUUUUAGAUUUUUAGGUUGCCUUUUUAAAAUCUGGCAAGGGUCAACAGAUGAAAAUUAGCCAUUGAGGCUAACUCUGGUUUAUUUACAGUAUUUUACUG